Symbiodinium necroappetens is the source of this 2067-nucleotide messenger RNA. Lineage: Eukaryota; Dinophyceae; Suessiales; Symbiodiniaceae. The record is from the annotation of a GenBank genome assembly.
CCAUUCAAACUCUUCAAGCUGUGCUUUGAUCUGCCUGCUAUCUGGCUCGGGACAAAGACCCUCUUUCACGGCCACUGGCCUGAGGGUUUCUACGUCUUUCUACGUUCUGGCACUCCGGUACUGCAACCCAGUGAGAGCGUGAGCUCGCAACUGCAACCACGAAUGAUGGGGCCUCGAAUUCAGCUGCUCUGCAGCUUAAUCUGCGCAGGCGUUGCCGUGACGCUCUCAGCGGAUGUGUGCCACGGAGAAGAAUGCCACCUUAUACUUCUGCAGCAGAAGAAGGCUCUGCACAGCACGCUCCAGGAACAGGAUAACGACAAUGACGGCCCCGCCGAGGAGGCCGUCCUGGGAUAUCUGCUCGACACGAUGCACAAGGCGCAGGAGGAGCAGGCGCGACAGCAGGCAGUGGCGCAGUGGGUAGCUUCCCACCAGCAAGGUGGCAACGACAGCAAUGCCUCUGACAGCAAUGCCACCGAGAGCAACGCCACCGAAAGCAACAGCACGGAGGGCAACUCCACCGAGAGCAACGCCACCGAAAGCAACAGCACGGAGGGCAACUCCACCGAGAGCAACUCCACAGAGAGCAAUGCCACCGAGGGCAACGCCACAGAGGGCAACUCCACCGAGAGCAACGCCACCGAGAGCAACGGCACGGAGGGCAACUCCACCGAAAGCAACGGCACGGAGGACAACUCCACCGAAAGCAACGCGACCGAAAGCAACAGCACAGAGGGCAACUCCACCGAGAGCAACUCCACCGAGAGCAAUGCCACCGAGAGCAACAGCACGCAGGGCAACUCUACUGAGAGCAACGGCACGGAGGGCAACUCCACCGGGAGCAAUGCCACUGAGAGCAACAGCACGGAGGGCAACUCAACCGAGAGCAACGCCACCGAAAGCAACAGCACGGAGGACAACAGCACGGACACAGGCUCGUCCAAGAAUGCCACGAGCGAAGGCAAGGAGAACGGCACGAAUGCCACGAACGCAACCAGCUGUCCCUCGGUGUUCGAGGGUGUUAGGGUCUGCGACUUGGAGCGGAAGGAUGUGAACUUUGACCUGAUCAAGGUGGAGGGGAAGGUGGGCGGCAAGUUGGAGGACACCUGCCUGAUCCAGGGCAUUGUUGUCGACAAGGACUUUAGUCAUCCACAGAUGCCGAAACAGGUCAAGGAUGCCAAGAUGGCAAUCCUGACCUGCCCGUUCGAGCCACCGAAGCCAAAGACUAAGCACAAGCUCGACAUCCGCACCGGUGAGGAUUACAAGAAGCUGUACGAGCAUGAGCAGAAGUACUUUCGCGAGCAGAUCCGACUCAUCCAGGAGUCAGGUGCAAAUCUUGUGAUUUGCCAGUGGGGCUUCGAUGACGAGGCCAACCACCUGCUCUUCCAGAACAAGCUUCCAGCUGUGAGGUGGGUUGGUGGUGUGGAGCUAGAGCUCAUCGCCAUCGCCACUGGCGGGAGGAUCGUUCCACGUUUUGAGGAGUUGACUGCCGACAAGCUCGGAAAGGCAGGGCUGGUCCGCGAGGUCACCUUCGGCACGAUGAAAGAGCAAAUGCUCAUCAUCGAGGAGUGUGGCAAGAGCAAAGCGGUCACCGUGCUUGUUCGUGGUGGCAACCAGAUGGUAGUGGACGAGGCGAAGAGAUGUCUCCAUGAUGCAAAUUGCUGCGUCAGGAAUCUAAUUCGAGAUCCCCGAGUUGUUCCCGGAGGAGGAGCCAGCGAGAUGGCUGCUUCCUUGGCAGUCCUGGCAGCUGCAGACAAGGAGCAGACGAUUGACCAGUACAGCAUGAAGGGCUUCGCAUCUGCGCUAGACGUGAUUCCAAUGGCACUCGCUGAAAACAGCGGCCUGCAGGGGAUUGCGGAGAUGGCGAAGCUCAAGGCUAUCCAGGAGACGUCUGGAAACGCCUGGCAUGGUGUCGACUGCAUGCAGACCGGAACGACGGAUAUGUGGGCACAGAGCAUCUACGAGGCGUGCGCCUCCAAGAGCUCUCAGCUGCGCUUGGCCACCCAGGUCGUAAAGAUGAUCUUGAAGAUCGAUGACGUGCUCACUACUUCCGACGCUAUCGAUGGCUAG